Messenger RNA from Periconia digitata, 1019 nucleotides. The record is from the annotation of a GenBank genome assembly. NCBI's taxonomy places the organism in Eukaryota, Fungi, Ascomycota, Dothideomycetes, Pleosporales, Periconiaceae.
UAAUUCAAGACACCUGCGCCGAUUCAAGAAUAAGAGAUAAAGGUUCCUUCUCAGCUUACGAUAUGAAGCUCAUUCUAUCAACCUCAAAUAUAAUGUCGGGUGGUUUGUCUGUGAUACGGCGGCCUACUUUUGAGAAGUCAAAUACCGAACUCACCUCCUCCCUACACGCAAAUUUCGCGUCCCACCAAUCCAUCAUUCCUCCCUCCACCCCCGCGAAUGGUGCAUCCACGCCCAAGCCGAGCUACAGAUCCUGGACUGUGCAGCAAGACGGCGCGCUAUGGAUACCCACGCAUACCUCCUCACCUCUUACCGAACCUCGCGAGUCGUACGAUAUUACUUUGAAGCUGUUCUAUCUACCGAAUAUACCUGCGGAUCGACGAUGUGUCCAAACAAGAGAGGCCAUACAGCUGGUGUUGAAAGAGUUGGGCGCAUCCUCCAUAGAUCUGCUCAUCGUGAGCUUUCCGGGUAUGUCGUUCGACGCCGAUGACGACGAUUCAGACCUCGAUGACCCACCUUCCGCCCCAGACUCUGAGCACGAUCACGACCUACAUGGCACAGAAGGCGCUCCAGAAGACAUCGAUACUAUAAUCACAACAUGGCGUACUCUAGAGAAACUGCACGCAGAAGGCUUGGUAUCGAAGCUAGGCAUCGCUGAAUUUGGCGUCAGUAGGCUUGAGAAGUUUCUGCCGCAGAUUGACGUCAAGCCAAGUGUCAACCAAAUCAACGUGCGCGAUUGUUGUGUAGUCCCCAAGCCUCUCAUCUUGUACGCAAAGCAACAGAACAUCGAGCUGCUCACACACAACGAUUGUACAAAUGUAUUGCCGCGAGGCACGCUAAGAGAGAUCCUUGGGUCGGGUGAGAAAGGAGUGGGUAUUCUCGCAGGCGAAAAUGAUAGCAGUGGAGACGAGUUGAGAGGUGAUGUCGAGCCGCAAUGGGUAGUAAAGUACACUGCGGUCGUCAAAGAUCGAGGCGUGGUGGAGAGCAAAGGGUACUUCGCUGUUGCAGAGCUGCGGGACUGA